AUGAGUAAGGACAUGGAAGCUGCCAUCAGCAUGCAGUUCGACCUUUACGGGCACAUCGCUCGCUCGUACGAGAACUUGAAAAAGGUAGGCUCUGCUCACUAUACUAUCGGCUUAGUGGAAGCGCGUCUACAAGCCCUCGAAUCCAACUGGGAAAAAUUCGACACCCAGCACGACAAGCUCCUCGCCACAUACAGGGAGGCCCUGGCAGGACAUGACUACCUGAAGAAGGACAUGCAGUCCCUUACGGAGGAAUCUUACAUCGCACAGAAGAGUAUGUUCCUUGACAUAUUCCGCUCCCUGAAGAAUAAGGUCAGCGCGGAAGCGCCUGCUGUCGGCGCGAAUUUCUUGCAGACAUCGCGCACGACUUUGCCGCGGAUCCAGCUGCAACAAUUCUCAGGUCGGUACGAAGAGUGGCUUUCCUUCCGGGAUCUCUUCAACUCACUCAUCGUGAAAGAUGCCUCCACAGCUCAAGUCGAGAAGUUUUACUACUUGAAAACGUGCUUGAAAGGUGAGGCGGAACUAUUAAUCCGCAGUUUGCCGACGACUGCCGAAAAUUUCGCUUCAACUCACUCAUCGUGA
This is a messenger RNA of Formica exsecta, 579 nucleotides long. RefSeq lists its product as uncharacterized. The coding region runs from base 1 to 579 and encodes 192 amino acids. The transcript has a single exon. NCBI's taxonomy places the organism in Eukaryota, Metazoa, Arthropoda, Insecta, Hymenoptera, Formicidae. The record is from RefSeq and is a predicted model, not a curated record.